This is a messenger RNA of Dracunculus medinensis (Guinea worm), 207 nucleotides long. Lineage: Eukaryota; Metazoa; Nematoda; Chromadorea; Rhabditida; Dracunculidae. The record is from the annotation of a GenBank genome assembly.
AUGGCAAAUAUUCUCUUAGCUUCACUCAUCCUUCUCUCUAUCGAGUUUAGCUCUAGUGACGAUGAAAAUAUUAAAGAUUGUGCAACUGCAGAUGCAAAUCCUCGUCCCACAAUUCCACCAGAACAUUGCCAGGACGUAAAUACCAAUGAGUGCGCUGCAUUGUUUCCGCUAGGCGGACAACAAGUUCUGGACAAUCUCAAUGUGUAA